CGGGAGUGAACUUUCGCAGGGCAGGCGUCGCCAUGGAGUUGGUGCUCUGCGCCCUGCGUGUCCUGCUCGGAGGCUUCUUCGCACUCACCGGGGCGGCCAAGCUCUUCCCGAUCUCCGCUCCUGCCUCGGAGCAGAUGAGAGCCCUGUUCGUGCAGUUUGCUGAGGUGUUCCCAUUGAAGUUGUUCGGCUACCAGCCAGAUCCCAUAAACUACCAAACAGCGGUGGGGUGGCUGGAACUGCUGGCUGGGUUCCUGCUGGUCGUGGGCUCACCCGUGCUGCGAGAGAUCAGUAAUUUGGUCUUGACCCUGCUUAUGAUGGGGGCCAUCUUCACUUUGGCAGCUCUGAAACAGUCGCUGAGGACCUGCAUCCCAGCCUUUGUCUGUCUGGGGCUCCUGCAGCUGCUGGAUGUCUGUCAAUACUUAGCCCCAACUAAGAAGGUGGUCAGACACUCUGGGAAGAAGAUUCCAGGUGCCUUCAAAGAACCCUGGGAGUAGAGUCCCUUCGUGCCAUGCCGUAACCCAGUGGGAACAAGUGGCAUAGUCUACCUCCUUGUUAUGUCCAGGUCUUCAGUGUUGAAAGUGACACCUUGUCUAAGCCGCCCCAAUUUCCCUCUGUAACUAUGUUGCUCUGUUUUGAGGAUUACAUAUUACACAUAUUGAACAUUCCUCAUGGCAUGUGAAAGUAGGAAAUGCACAGAAAAGAAAUUUAAACCACCUGAAAUUCUGAUACUCCAAAUAACCAUUUUCAAUGCUUUGGUGUAACUGUACCUCUUGACUCUUCCUAUGGCUUUAUACAUAUAUAUUUUUUAAUGAAAA
Nannospalax galili (Upper Galilee mountains blind mole rat) is the source of this 815-nucleotide messenger RNA. RefSeq names its product transmembrane protein 35B (gene Tmem35b). The transcript is spliced from 3 exons. The record is from RefSeq and is a predicted model, not a curated record. Bases 33 to 494 code for a protein of 153 amino acids. NCBI's taxonomy places the organism in Eukaryota, Metazoa, Chordata, Mammalia, Rodentia, Spalacidae.